Molecule: messenger RNA, 1604 nt
Organism: Ceutorhynchus assimilis (cabbage seed weevil)
Lineage: Eukaryota; Metazoa; Arthropoda; Insecta; Coleoptera; Curculionidae
Source: the annotation of a GenBank genome assembly
UAAUUAUUUUAGUUGCUCAGUAGGUCUUCUAGAGUGCGGACGCUUAAUAAUUUAUUAUGGCUAAAAGUGAAAUUGAUAAGUACGAGGAUUAUCUAGCAGAUUAUCUCAAAAACACCAAAAAUCUGGCAUUACUUUUGGACUAUGAUGGCACUCUAACACCAAUAGUAGCCCAUCCAGAUCUGGCCAAAAUUCCACCAGAAACUAAAACACUUUUAGAAGAUUUAUCCAAAAAUCCCAAAGUGUUUCUAGCCAUCAUUUCAGGAAGAAAUGCCGAAAACGUCAAACAACUUGUUGGUAUCAAUGAUAUUGUCUAUGCCGGCAACCACGGCUUGGAAGUAAUUUACCCAGAUGGUUCCAAAUACGUGCAUCAAUUACCAACAAAUUUUGAUAACCAAGUGAAAGAUUUAAUAUCAAAUCUGGAAAAAUCAGUUGUCAGGGAUGGUGCCUGGAUUGAAAACAAAGGCGCGUCUUUGACGUUUCAUUUCAGAGCUACUCCGGAAGACAAACAGCCGGAAAUUGAAAAAAAUGCCAGAGACAUAAUAGAAAAGGCUGGAUUUAAGGUGGGCAAUGCCCAUAUGGCUCUAGAGGCCAGGCCCAAAGUGGAAUGGAAUAAAGGCAAAGUGGCCUUGUUGAUUCUGGAUAGGAAAUUUGGUGAAAAUAAAUGGCAGGGAAGCGUUAAUGUUGUAUUUGCUGGCGAUGAUACUACAGAUGAAGAUGCAAUUUUGGCUUUAAAAGGCAAUGCGGCAACGUUUAGGAUAGCAACAACCUCAAACGUAAUCACCAAUGCAGAAAGAUUACUUUCUUCAACCCAGUCAGUUGUCAGCAUUUUGAAACUAAUCAAAAAACUACUGAAAUAGUGGCCAAGAAAAAACUUUUAUUUUAUUUAUUAUAUAAAAAAAACAAACCUAAUCUAACAUUUUGUCAUGAUAUAAAAUAACUAUAUACAAAACUAACAAAAUAAUUAUUAAUUAGUUAUUACCGCGUUUGUUCCAAGAGUUCUCAUCAACUUGUAACAGUCUUGUAACUGUUUCUGAUCGCCGAUCCUUUCUAGAGUUUUAGCUGCUUCUACCAACAUUCCAGCUCUUUCACCAGGGGACGAUAAUAAUUGACCUGGAAGGUGUUUGCAGGCCAUAUAGAGGGCAGCAGCGUGCUGUCUGUCGUUGCCCAUUUCGAACAAAAAUAAAAUUCUUCUAACCUUUUUUACAAAUAAUAGAUGUUCUCCCUUGCCUGUGCCUCAAACUUCUAUCCAAAAGUUGCUGAGUUCUACCAGGAGCGGCUCCAGCAAUUAAUCUCAAGGUGGCUUCGUACAAAAACACUCUUGACAGGGCAAACUAAAUUUUAAAAAAAUCAAUUAUAGGCAUUUUGCCUACACUGGAAAAAUAAAAAUUACUGGCAAAUGUUCCGCUAAAGACCUAAGCGACACCAAAUCCUUAUUGAAAGCGGUCAAGCAACUGCUCGGAGCUGGAGGUUUCGCACCUCCAUCAACACUAUCUUCCCAUAAAGAGGUUCUAGUUUCGAGUAGCCAAUCACAUACAACCAUUUGUGACAACUGAAAAGAUUGUAUUUGAAUGAAAAACUGUUACAGGAACCAUUUUCUAUCCAGA